AUGCGUGUUCAUCAGCUUGGUUGGAAGUUGGGAGUUGAUGGCUUAGUCACUGACAGGUUUGGUAGCUUCUUUUUGCACUUGCUUAAUUUUUCCGAGCUGCUUCAGCGUGUUGCAUGUGCUUGGCAGCUGGUUGUGAGUGAACAUGUGAAGCAUCGUGCGCCCUUCUCCACAUUUCAUUUGGUUGAUGUUGGUGCCACGACUGUUGACUUGCACUCUCGUGAUGCUAGCUCUCAAGGGUCUCUUCGGAAAAAUUUGAAUGGUGGUGCCUUUGCGAACGAUGUCGCUUGGAAAUGGUCGGUUAGUGGUGACAAAGCGUGCCGGGCUUGUGGAGUUGAAGAUACCUUGUAUCACCGGUACUGGCAAUGUCCUUCCACCCAACACCUGCGGGAUUCUUUGGAUCCUCAGGUUCUGUCUGUGCUUGAUGACUUGCCUCCUGUCCUGACUGUGCAUGGCUGGACUUUGUCGUCCCCUUUUGCUGAUGAGUGGCGCUGUCGUCUCAUUGCUUUGCCUGAUGUUGUCCCAUCUUGUGUCUGUGAUUUGACUGGCGAUGGUCCUUUGCAUUUGUUCACUGACGGCAGUUGUUUUUGGCCGUCAGAGCCAGCGUAUCGUCUUGCUGCUUGGAGCGUCUGUGUCGCUGCUUCCUGUUCUGGUUCUGACGCUUUCACCAGUCAUGUGGCUGGUGGUGGCUGCCUCUCAGGCUUGACUCAGACAGCAUUUCGAGCUGAAUUGUAUGCAGUCUGCGCUGCCUUGACUUAUGGUGCGUUGACCUCUCGGCCGGUCGUUGUCUAUAGUGAUUGUAAAUCUGUUGUGACUCGAGCGUGUGCUAUGCAGCAUGGGGUGUGUUGCCAUAAACCUAACGUGCAUAAUUCGGACUUGUGGCAGUGGCUUGCGGAUCUUCUUGUGCAGGUAGGUCCCAGGGUGCAGUUUGUCAAGGUGAAGGCCCAUGUUGAUUUGGCACAGACCUCAUCCCAUCGAGAUUUGUGGCUUGGCUAUCACAAUCUGUGUGCAGACAGAGCAGCGGUUGUUUGCAAUCAGGACCGCGGCAGCAGUUUCUGGGAUUUUUGGCGGAAACAUGUGGAGCUUGUGAGCAGACAUGAGUUUGUUGGUCGUCACAUCCGAGAUCACAUUGUUGCUGUGAACCUGGCUUGGUUUUCUGACCCAGAUAUGAGGGAUGUGGCGCCUGAUCAGCCUAUUGUUGCCCCCGCUGUACCAGCAGGAGCUGCUGCUCGCCCUGGUGUUUGGGGAUGGCAGGAGUCGCUGAGUUUGCCUCGGAAAUUUUCUGGGGUUUAUGGUGCAGCCUAUGGGGAUGUGCUUGUGCAAUGGUGCAAUGGGCUUUUUCUGCCUGGACAAGAUGGAGCCCAGUGGGUAGCGGUAGCGGAGGCGCCGCCGGAGCCGGCCGAGCCGGCCGAGCCACGAGCGCAGCUGCUGCCAGCAAGGUCCGGGUCCGCAGCGCCUCCUUUAACCGAAAAGGAUGUGCAGAAAAUGCUACUGAGAGCUCAAGCCGAAACGAAGCAGCGAGAGAGGAAGGAACAAUUAGAGCAAGAAUUGGAGCAACGGAAGGAAGAGCAGUUGAGGACACAGCAACCCAAGCAGCCACCGAAGCCACCACCCAAGGGAACCUCCACCCUUCUGGCCCUGGCAAGCAAGUUGCAUGCCCCUCCAGAGGCUGGCCUCAUGUCCUCGGCGAUGAAGCGAUUGGAGGUGGAGCGUCACCUUUCACCCGUGGACCAGGAGCCUGUAGCUUCCUCAACUCCGAAGGAGAUGCCUCAGGUUGCGAAGUCGCCACCAAAGGUCUGGAAAGCGCCCUCCUUGAUCAAUCAGCUGACGAUGCCGCAGGCCGGACCCCCUGGACCCACGGCUCCAGGGCCCACGGCUCCAGGGCCCACGGCUCCAGGGCCCACGGCUCCAGGGCCCAUGGGUCCAGGGCCCGUGGCUCCAGGGCCCAUAGCUCCACAACCUCCAGGACCCAAGGGUCCUGGAGCCAUUAUGCCACAGCCUGGGUUCCUUGCGGUUUUUUCGCAGGGCGCACAGCCCUUGCCACCACCGCCACCACCGCCGCCACUGGAGGAGGCUUCUACCGGGCUGCGCGCCCCGGUCACGCCGCCCAAGACGUCACCGGCUAAGGGAGUUGGAAAGAUGAACAAGGAGAAGAACUCUCCAGAAACCGAACGCGUACGUUCCUUCUUGCAGCACUUGAAUGGCGAAAAGGCCUCCAAGACGCCAGCAGCAUCGGCUUCAGCCGAGGAUCUUCGCCAGCCGGGAACCUUUAAGGCUGCGGAACAAGAGACUACGUCGACUACGUGUGCAUCCCAGGGAGAUCUUGAGGCUGUUGAGGGCCCACCAGGUGUCAUAUAA
Molecule: messenger RNA, 2355 nt
Organism: Cladocopium goreaui
Lineage: Eukaryota; Dinophyceae; Suessiales; Symbiodiniaceae
Source: the annotation of a GenBank genome assembly